GAGAAACCAAAGUUCUCAAAAAUUGUCUUAAUAUCAUGAGAAGGUCUCACAACUUUAAAACACAUCAGUUGCAUAAAUUGAUAAGGAAUAUGGAAACUUCGAAUAGGAAAAAUUAUCUACUUACACAAAUUUGAAUAUAAUGGAUCAAACUGCAUUGAUAACUGAGAGUGACUGCUGCGGUAAUGGCUGCGUAAAUUGUGUGUUAAAUGUCGGAUAUCGAAAAACUUCUAAUGAUAACCUAGAAGGAAAACGGAACAUAAUUUCGGAGUAUCAAAAAUUUCGACUGUCAAACAAAUAUCCACAUAGUCUUAUGGGCAGGGACGAUGAUAAUGGAAAUGGUGUCGAAGUAUUUGAGCUUCACUUUUGUGUUGCUAAUUUGCCAGACGGUGUGGAGGAUUUCGCUUUGAUGAUACCAGCAGGUUAUCAUGUAAUGAUGCGUCAACAUUUGGUUACUGGCCUAGUUUGUCUGAGACCCUAUUCUCCUUUUUGGGUGGAUUCUUUGGCGAUGGAAUUCAAAAUCCUCGUAAAUCUCGCUCCUUGCGGUCAAAUGUCUCGAUUUAUUAUAGAACUGAAGGUUGGUGAUUUUGUCGAAUUUCGUGGACCAAUAGGACCCGACGAAUAUUUUAGUAACACUAAAACUGAACGCAAUGUUUUCAUUAUAACACAAGGUGUUGCCAUUGCAGCAACCAUCCGCAUUGUUCAAGAGAUUCUGGAUAAUGAAGAAGACUUCAGUCGCGUUUUUCAAUUAGCAUGUUAUAAAGAUAUAGAACAUGCUUUCUUUCGAGAUACCUUACGGGACUUUAACAAGUAUUGGAACUAUAAAAGUCAUGUCUAUCUCGCACAUCAGAGAUGUCCUCAUGGUAUGUGCAAAACAGCUGAAUGCACUGGAGAAUGCACCUGGUUUCAAAAACAGUUGCUGUAUAAAGAAAAGGUUCAUUUGCGUCGUUUUACCGAUUCUGAAUUGAGUAAUAUUAGCAAAGAUCUCGUCGGUAACGGAACGGAAUCAGUUUUUAUAAUCGCAGGAUCAAACAAUUUUCAAGAAUCCGUUACUAAUAUUAUCAAAAAAUCAACGUUAGAAUCCUCAAAUACAAAAAUUGUUCUACUUUAGAAAAAAUUAA
Messenger RNA from Bactrocera dorsalis (oriental fruit fly), 1118 nucleotides. RefSeq lists its product as uncharacterized. The record is from RefSeq and is a predicted model, not a curated record. The coding region runs from base 140 to 1108 and encodes 322 amino acids. NCBI's taxonomy places the organism in Eukaryota, Metazoa, Arthropoda, Insecta, Diptera, Tephritidae. The transcript has a single exon. Gene Ontology annotation, molecular function: oxidoreductase activity.